Molecule: messenger RNA, 1179 nt
Organism: Fibroporia radiculosa
Lineage: Eukaryota; Fungi; Basidiomycota; Agaricomycetes; Polyporales; Fibroporiaceae
Exons: 2
Coding region: 1-1179 (392 amino acids)
Biological process (GO): protein phosphorylation
Molecular function (GO): protein kinase activity; ATP binding
Source: RefSeq, a predicted model, not a curated record
AUGACCUCCAAACGACAUGUCAGACGAGUCACGUUAACGUCGAAGAAAAACUGGUGGAUGGUCGAGCUCGACGAUGAACAGGAGAGCGCAAAUCCCCCAAUCACCCCCUAUGCAGACGAGGCCCCGCCGCACGAGCAUCAACAUAUUCCUUUUGUUUCAAAUCCAUACACAAGCUAUGAAACCGCUCGCACGCCAGGCCCAUCCAUCCCAGCCUUCCCUCCACCCAACAACCCCCUCUCAAUAUUCUCAUUCCCUACUCCGACAACAUAUUCGGCCCCUCCUAAUCCUACUCACAAUCUGGCACCUUUUGAGGCGGGUUCUGCCUCCGAACUGUUCAAGUGCGUUGUCAAAAAGCCAAAUGUCGUCCAGCUUGAAAUUAAUGGAGAAAUGCAAUCCAAUGCAAACGAUGUCAUGACACAGUUCCUCGCGGAGCUUCGCGUCUACACGACUGUGACGCGGCACAGGAAUAUCACGGCUUUCCUUGGUUGUAUAGAGAACGUCGGCAUGGCCCUCGAGUUCAUCGACGGACGUACGCUCUGGGCCGUCGUCCGCGAGCGGCCAGAGCUCAUGCGAAGUAAGAAGAUUGACUACCACAACCAGCUGCUUGAUGGGCUGACACACCUGCAUUCCUUCAACCUGAGCCAUGGGGAUCUCUCGCUGCUUAAUGUACAGGUGACCCACUCAUCUGACACCAUCAAGCUGCUUGACUUUGGCCGCUCUGUCUCAGCAGAGUCUACUUACGCGUCCCCGCUGGAGAACCUCGCAGAGCCCCCACCACUGCAGCCGCCGGUACGCCCUCCUCCCGCCUCUCGCUUCGCACAUAAAUUACCCCACGUCCCUUCUGUCGUCCUUCCGCCGCCGUCUCCGCCCCGCCAAGUCGAACAAAUCCACCCCGGAACGCGCCCGUUCUCUGCGCCAGAGGUCCUGCGCGGGGAAUGUCAGGAUGCGCGCCUCGCAGAUGCGUACAGCUUUGGGAUGAUUCUGGUUUGUCUGGACAGGUGCGAUUUGGUCGACAUCAAGCCUUGGGUGCAGAGGAAAGAUGUGUUGCCUCCCGGCUUCUUGGACGGUCUGCUCGUCUUUCGCGCGAGGUGUGAACAAUACCUUAAGAAAUGGGAUUGUGGGCGACGACGACUGCUAAAAGAAGACAUGAUGGACAUCGAUGUUCAGAUGGAUGGAUAG